AUGGCCCCAGAAGAGGGGAAAAGGCGUAAGAUUCGUGAGCGUUGAUUGGUUGAAGCUAGAACGGCCUGGGCGCUGACUGGCUCCGUCAUUCGCGCGAAGGAGUUUGUGGCGCCAGAGAAAAGUAGCUACAACGCUACGGCAGCAACUGGGUUUCUGGGGUGUUCGGUUAGCCCACCAGACCGGAAUCUGUGGGCCUGUUGAUCCAACGGAGCCGUGACCGAGAUGUGGAAUAGUGGAUUUGAGAGCUAUAGCAGCAGCUCGUACGGCGGCCCCGGCGGCUACACUCAGUCCCCGGGCGGCUUCGGGUCGCAGACGCCGCAGGCCGAGAAGAAGUCGAGAACCCGAGCCCAGCACAUUGUACCCUGUACCAUAUCUCAGCUGCUUUCUUCUACUCUGACUGAUGAAGUAUUCAAAAUUGGGAAUGUUGAAAUUUCACAGGUCACUAUUGUGGGAAUAAUCAGACAUGCAGAGAAGGCUCCAACCAAUGUUGUUUACAAAAUAGAUGACAUGACAGCUGCACCCAUGGAUGUUCGCCAGUGGGUUGACACAGAUGACGCAAGUGCUGAAAACACUGUGGUUCCUCCAGAAACAUAUGUGAAAGUGGCUGGCCACCUGAGGGCUUUUCAGAACAAAAAGAGCUUAGUGGCUUUUAAGAUCAUACCCUUGGAGGAUAUGAAUGAGUUCACUGCACAUAUUCUGGAAGUAGUCAAUGCGCACAUGAUGCUGAGCAAAUCUGACAGCCAGCCCCCAGCAGGGAGAGCAUCUAUCAGCAAUCCAGGAAUGGCUGAAGCAGGGAACUUCACUGGGAAUAACUUCAUGCCAACAAAUGGCCUCACUGUGACCCAAAACCAGGUGUUGAAUUUGAUUAAGGCUUGCCCAAGACCGGAAGGAUUGAACUUUCAGGAUCUCAGGAACCAGCUCCAGCACAUGCCUGUAGCCUCAAUCAAGCAAGCUGUGGAUUUUCUUAGCAAUGAGGGACACAUUUAUUCCACUGUGGAUGAUGAUCACUUUAAAUCCACAGACGCGGAAUAACUGGAUCUCACUGGGCACCUGAGAUAGUGCCAGCUGGACCUAUUUUUCACAAUCUGUUGUUUCCAGCUGUGUGUGUGGCCAAGUGACUUCUAGAAAGGAGGUUUCAUCUAUCAAAAGGUCUCAUCUAAUGUCCUUUUGAAACUUACUGCUCUUCUGUUUUUUUUUGUUGUUUAGAAACUCAGAGGACAAUGAGCAAUUGAUAAGGUAAAGCAGGGUGGACUUGCUUAAAGAAGUUGGAAGUAAGCAAGUUAAGAUAUCAGGAGGUGGGACUGAAAGACAGUCGCUAACAAGAGUAGGGCAGUUUCUAUUCUACAGUGUUUGUGAUGGGAGAAGAUGAGCAAGACCAGGGCCUGUGGGGAGAGGGCCAGCUGAGGAACCCACUACCUACCCUCUGCCUGUUUUUGCUUCCCGCUCCGGUUCUGUGGCAUUACUUUCAAAAUUGCACUUUCCUUCCCCUUCUUGCCUGGCCUGCUGCUGCAAGUGGGUUUAUGUAAACAUGAGGUUAUGGAGAAGUGGCCUCCUGGAGCAGAGGAGAGAAAGAGAUGUUACUAUGUUUUGUAUAAAAUAGGUGCAUCCACAUGUUUAAUAAAACAGUUCUACCAUUGCA
Messenger RNA from Castor canadensis (American beaver), 1639 nucleotides. RefSeq names its product replication protein A2 (gene Rpa2). Gene Ontology annotation, molecular function: single-stranded DNA binding. Gene Ontology annotation, biological process: DNA replication; double-strand break repair via homologous recombination; nucleotide-excision repair. Lineage: Eukaryota; Metazoa; Chordata; Mammalia; Rodentia; Castoridae. The record is from RefSeq and is a predicted model, not a curated record. Gene Ontology annotation, cellular component: DNA replication factor A complex; site of double-strand break; chromosome, telomeric region.